Acanthosepion pharaonis is the source of this 816-nucleotide messenger RNA. The record is from the annotation of a GenBank genome assembly. Lineage: Eukaryota; Metazoa; Mollusca; Cephalopoda; Sepiida; Sepiidae.
AUGCCUUCGCUUCUUCAUCUGUUUUUUAAUUUUUUCAAAGUAUUCAAUCUUCUUUCUAAUUUUUUUCUUUGUUUUUUUUUCAUCUUUCGUUUUCUUUCUUCUGUUUCUUUUUUGACCUUUCAUUUUUAUGCCUAUCUCGCUUUUUCUAUCAUUUUCUUUCUUCUAACUUCUAGCUUUUUUUCUCUCUUUUCUCAUUGUUUUCUUCAUUUUCUUUCUUCAUGUUUUCAUUAUAUCUUCUUUUUUUCAUAUGUUUCCUCUUCCCCUAUUGUUCUUCCGUCUCUUUCUGUUACUCUUUUUUCGCCCUUUAUCCCCAACCCACGCUCAUUUCUUUUAUAUGUCUCUUCUUUUUUUUUCUUCUUCUUCUUCAUAUGGUGCUCUUUAUCUCUAAUGGUCUUUUCUACUUUCUUUUUCAUCUCAUUAUCUUUUUCAUUCUAUUUUUCUCCCUUCUUGCUCCUCCCCUUUCAUUUCACUCUCUUUGUUCUCUCCUUUCUCACUCUCAUUUUCAUUCAGACUUCCGUUAAUUACCUCAUUAUGUUAAUCCGUCAUUCGUUCGUCCUUUGUUCUUUCAUUCGUUUCAUUCAAUCGUUUCCUUCUUUCGUUCCUUGUUUUCUUAUCCCUUUAUCUCUUCGAUUUCAUUCUUCGCUUCUGCUUCCACCGCCUUUCUUCACACUUCUUUUUCUUUUUACAUUAUUUAUUCGAUCCUUUCUUCUUUUCAUUCCUCACCUUUCGAUAUAUUUCAUUCAAUUCUUUUUAUUCCGUCCCUUUCUUUUGUCCCUUACUCUUUCUUUUCCGAUGUAUCAUAGCAUUCUUUUUUGA